Myripristis murdjan (pinecone soldierfish) is the source of this 1112-nucleotide messenger RNA. It is a transcript of the gene c1ql1l2, whose product is annotated as complement component 1, q subcomponent-like 1-like 2. The transcript has 2 exons. The record is from RefSeq and is a predicted model, not a curated record. Gene Ontology annotation, molecular function: protein binding. The coding region runs from base 252 to 1040 and encodes 262 amino acids. NCBI's taxonomy places the organism in Eukaryota, Metazoa, Chordata, Actinopteri, Holocentriformes, Holocentridae.
CUCGCCUACUUCGGUGUGACUGUGCGGAGCAGCAAGGUGCAUCAAGUGUAUGUGGGGCUCUCUCUUACCCUCACACACUCGCCGCUCCUCUUGCAACUGCUUUCGGGAUCUUUGGGUCCCUUUCCUCGGUGGCAGGCUCCCCACACCAAGCAGUCACCAUUUCCGCCCCCGGGAGACCCACGCUGGCAGCGCAGCCCCUUCCCCGACUCAGCAUCGGGAGGAAGACCCUGGUGGCGGCUGCCGUAGGGGUUAUGCUGGUCCUGGUGCUGGUGGUGCUCAUCCCCGUGCUCGUCAGUUCCGUGGGUACAGACGCCAGCCACUAUGAGAUGCUGGGCACCUGCCGCAUGGUGUGCGACCCCUACCUGAACAAGGGCACCCCAGCCAGCAGCACCAGCUCCACUGGCCUCCAGGCUGAGGCAGAAGCACUGAGCGACCACAGCAACAUGCCUCCGCCCUCCACCUUGCUGCAGGGCCCACAGGGGAAGCCUGGCAGGCCGGGCAAGCCGGGACCGCCGGGACCACCAGGGGAACCGGGCCCACCAGGACCAGUGGGGCCCCCUGGUGACCGAGGGGAUCAGGGCAGGACUGGGAUUUUGGGUCUGGGGGGGAACGGAGCUAUUAGCACGGCCACCUACAGCACGGUGCCGCGGGUGGCCUUCUACGCGGGGCUUAAGAACCCCCACGAAGGCUACGAGAUCCUCAAGUUUGACGACGUGGUCACCAACCUGGGCAACAACUACGACGGCAUCUCGGGCAAGUUCAUCUGCAGCAUCCCGGGCACUUACUUCUUCAUCUACCAUGUGCUGAUGAGAGGAGGCGACGGCACCAGCAUGUGGGCAGACCUCUGCAAAAAUGGCCAGGUCCGUGCCAGCGCCAUCGCCCAGGACGCAGACCAGAACUACGACUACGCCUCCAACAGCGUCAUCCUCCAUCUGGACGCAGGGGACGAGGUUUACAUCAAGCUGGACGGCGGCAAGGCACACGGAGGCAACAACAACAAGUACAGCACCUUCUCUGGCUUCAUCCUCUACGCAGACUGAGAGCAGAGACGGACACAGAGACAGGUAGUCGGGCGGACAGAGAGAAGAGACCGAGGGAAAAGACUGGUGCAA